Messenger RNA from Mucor velutinosus, 849 nucleotides. RefSeq lists its product as uncharacterized. NCBI's taxonomy places the organism in Eukaryota, Fungi, Mucoromycota, Mucoromycetes, Mucorales, Mucoraceae. The transcript is spliced from 2 exons. Bases 1 to 849 code for a protein of 282 amino acids. Gene Ontology annotation, molecular function: nucleic acid binding. The record is from RefSeq and is a predicted model, not a curated record.
AUGAGUGCAAUAUUUUUAUUUGAAGAUGGACAUGGAAAUGUCGUUGAUGAGAAUGGAGGCCCUAAACCCAUGGAAUAUAUCGUUGAUCAGAAUGAAUUUAUUGUAGCGUCGAUUGCGACUCAUAGCGAGUACUUGAAAAAUAUGCCCUCUUGUGAAUCUUCAUCGGUUUGUCCAAUGUUGAUGGAAAAGCCAAAAGAUGAAGACAUCCGUAUGAAAGAAGCAGACACAAAACGUGAUUAUGUGCGGUACACCGUUCAGGAUAAGGCUCGAUUUUUCGACCUGAAGAUUGAAAAAGUGUAUGAGCGCAUCAGCUGCAGCGAAGCAGUUGGUAUUUUCGAGUUUUGUAAGCAGGUUGGUCGUAAAUGUAUCUUGAGCGAAGAGCAUAAAGCUGCUGUUAUCGACUUCAUUGAUGCUAAUCCUUUUGCUGCUGUUGUUGAAGUGACUGAACAUUUGUUGAAUCGGUUCAAUGAUCUUAAAGUUUCACGUAGCACUGUUUAUAAUUUCAUGAGAAGUGAGUGCAAUCUUUCUUUGAAGAAAGCUGACUUCCAUUCUAUCGAAAGAAACAGCCCAGCAAAGAUUGAAGAGAGACAUGAUUGGGUUCGUAAAUGGGAAAAUACUGAUAUGCAUUUUUUGACGAAUUGCGUGUUUCUUGACGAGUCAGCUUUUGAUAUCAAUAUGAAACGCUCAAGAGCUUGGUCCAAAAAAGGUACGCGCGCCAUUGUUACUCGGCCUACUACGAGAGCAAACACAACAUCGAUACUGGGUGCUAUCUCAGCUGCAGGUUUGAUCACAAUUGGCGUAAAAAAAAACCAAGACCUGCAAAGAAGAGAAAGACGGAAGGGUAUGUAA